Molecule: messenger RNA, 1063 nt
Organism: Echinops telfairi (small Madagascar hedgehog)
Lineage: Eukaryota; Metazoa; Chordata; Mammalia; Afrosoricida; Tenrecidae
Gene: CBR4
Product: carbonyl reductase 4
Exons: 5
Coding region: 102-815 (237 amino acids)
Biological process (GO): fatty acid biosynthetic process
Molecular function (GO): quinone binding; oxidoreductase activity, acting on the CH-OH group of donors, NAD or NADP as acceptor
Source: RefSeq, a predicted model, not a curated record
UGGUGGUUUCUCGACGGCCGCAGUGGCUAAACGCUCGGGGAACCUGUAGGGGCUGCCGCGCCAGCUCUCUGUUUUCCGAGCUCGUGAUUUCGUAGUCCAAAAUGGACAAAGUCUGUGCCAUUUUUGGAGGCUCCCGAGGCAUUGGCAGAGCGGUGGCCCAGUUACUGGCCCAGAAAGGCUACCGACUGGCGAUUAUUGCCAGGAAUAUGGAAGUGGCCAGAGCCACUGCCGGGGACCUUGGCGGUGACCAUAUGGCAUUUAGCUGUGAUGUUGCCAAAGAACAUGAUGUUCAAAAUACCUUUGAAGAGAUGGAGAAACAUUUAGGUCGAGUUAAUUUCUUGGUUAAUGCAGCAGGUAUUAACAGAGAUAACCUUUUGGUAAGAGCAACAACUGAAGAUAUGAUAUCUCAGCUUCAUACGAACCUCUUGGGUUCCAUGCUGACAUGUAAAGCUGCUGUGAGGAGUAUGAUUCAGCAACAGGGAGGCGCUAUUGUUAAUGUAGGAAGUAUUGUUGGUUUAAAAGGCAAUUCUGGCCAGUCUGUGUACAGUGCCAGUAAAGGAGGACUAAUUGGAUUUUCACGUGCUCUUGCAAAAGAGGUAGCAAGAAAGAAAAUCAGAGUGAAUGUAGUUGCACCAGGAUUUGUUCAUACAGAUAUGACGAAAGACUUGAAAGAAGAACAUUUUAAAGAAAAUAUUCCUCUUGGGAGGUUUGGAGAACCUCUUGAAGUGGCACACGCAGUUGUGUUUCUUUUGGAAUCGCCAUAUGUCACAGGGCAUGUUCUAGUAGUAGACGGGGGAUUACAGCUCAUAAUGUAAUUUACAGAUCGUUCCAUAAUAAUGAUGGUUAGAAUCAUGAACAUAGCUUGGCAGUCAUACCUACAUGCAUGAAAACUAUUCAUACUACAGAUGCUCAUUUUUAUAUAUACUUGAAAAGAAUAAUUGCGUGAGCAAUAGUGUCUUCUAAAGGAAAUAGUUUAUUUUUAAUUAUCUUACAGAAUAUAACAAUUUUUUAUAUAUAGCCACUUUGCAAAUAAUAUAAGCAGGUCUUGAAUAUGAGAAAAUUA